Messenger RNA from Lathyrus sativus (Indian pea), 759 nucleotides. The record is from the annotation of a GenBank genome assembly. Lineage: Eukaryota; Viridiplantae; Streptophyta; Magnoliopsida; Fabales; Fabaceae.
AUGGUUUGGUCUCACUCUUUGCUUCCUUUGUUCUUUUUCAUGAUGCUCCUUGUACAAGCAAUGUCUAGAGGCAUUGACUUAACUUGGCAUGAUGCUCGUGCAACCUUCUAUGGUGAUGCAUCUGGUGCUGACACCAUGCAAGGGGCUUGUGGCUACGGUGAUCUCUUCAAACAAGGGUAUGGACUUGCAACCACGGCACUAAGUAUUGCUCUAUUCAAUAAUGGGUUAACUUGUGGUGCAUGCUUUCAAAUAAAAUGUGUCAACGAUCAUCAAUGGUGCAUAAAGCGUGCAAAACCAAUCAAAGUAACCGCAACAAAUUUUUGUCCUCCAGAUUAUACUAAAACCGUAGAUAUUUGGUGUAAUCCUCCACAAAAACACUUUGAUUUGAGUUAUAAGAUGUUCACAUCUAUUGCCUAUUAUAAAGCUGGUGUCAUCCCUAUUAAAUAUCGACGUGUUCCAUGCGUUAAAAGUGGAGGUGUAAGGUUUGAACUAAAAGGAAACCCUUAUUUUUUGAUGGUUUUAGUUUACAAUGUUGCUGGCGCUGGUGAUGUUACUCGUGUAAGUAUUCGCGGGUCUAAGACCGACUGGAUUACCAUGUCACACAACUGGGGACAAAAUUGGGAUGUCAAUAUGAAUUUGGUAGGACAACGCUUGUCAUUUCGUAUUACUACAAGUAAUGAAGAAAGUUUAGUCUUUCCCGGUAUUGUUCCUUCCAAUUGGAACUUUGGACAAACUUUUAAGAGCAAGCACAAUUUUUAG